AUGCCGACUGAGUUCUUGCGCGGAUUUCUCUUACUCGCUUUAUUUUCUUUUAUUUUUGAUAGCCACGCCACGACCCAAGAACAUUGUUCCAGUCAAUCAGUUAAUCUAUCUAUCUAUCUAUCUAUCUAUCUAUCUAUCUAUGUGCGUAUUUCCACAUAUAUACGAAGACGGAAAUCAUCUUAUUUUAUAACGUUAUAUGAAUUCCCACUAACUCCCACCAAAUAUAAGAACCAUUUACCCGUCCUUCUACCUGUAGAUUCAGUAGAGAAUAUAAUCUCUCUCUCUCUCUCUCUCUCUCUCUCUCUCUCUCUCUCUCUCUCUCUCUCUCUCUCUUAUAAUUUAUGGCGAAAGUCUGGCUUUCCAUCAGUUUUUGUUUUGCGGUUGACUUGCAAACUCCUUGACCAAUCUGCGAGAAACACUACUGCGUCAUAUAUCUAUACCCACUUAUGUUGUUCGAGAUUCGACAAAGUUCGUAGGCGUCGACGAUGGCGAUUUUGUUUGGAACAGCAUUGGAAAAGAGGUGCGGUGACGGUAGCAGGGGGAGUUGGAGGAGAGGAGACCGGUACAGGAAACAAGCGUCACUUUGUGUCGUUGGACGAACGAACGUACACGGAAACAGCCGAUCGUAUCCGACAUUCACCGGAACUUGAUGUCAAACGAUUCCCUUCCGUACUCUCCGUCUUCACUCACACCGGUCAGCCUCUCUACGCCAAAUCUAUCACAGCUCCACGAAGGCUAUUUUUAAUUUCUUUUUCUUUUCAUUCUUUACACUUUGAAAAAAACGUUAUUUCUUUCUGUUCUUUUUCAUUCAAUUUAUAUACUUUCUUUCACUUUUUAAACGCUGAUCCAGUUGUUUUUCUUUUUUUCUUUUUUCUUCAUUGCUCCACGAUCUCUUUCUUCUUUGUUAUUAAUCUCGAUGGGAAUUCAUUUUUUUUUAUUCUUAUCUCAAUUCUUUCAUUUUUGAUUGUUGUUCUUUUUUGCUCUCCGUUAUUUUUUUGUUUUCUCUAUUUCCUCUAUUUUUUUUCUAAUUUUCCCCAAUUACCUGAUGCUUUCUCUCUCUUUCUCUCUCUUUCUCUCUCUCUCUCUUUCUCUCUCUCUCUCUUUCUCUUCAAGCCGAUUGAUUCCUCUGACUCAACUCACAGCCAUGUUCAAAUUUAUGUCUUCCAUAUAUUUUACGACAAGCUUCGAUGUUAUUCGCACAUAAAACGCCUUUUUGCUUUCUUUUUCCCCAUUGACUUUUUUCCCCUUUUUUAUCUUUCGAUUAAACAUUUCCUGUUAAGGUUUUUUCUUUCCUUUCAUAAUUCCUCUACUUCAUUGUUUCCAUUUUGCCCCUUUUUUCAUUCUCCUUUUUUAUAUUUCCUUGUCUCUCUUUGUCUCUUAUUCACUGUGUGCUUCUUGCUUUAUUUCAGCUUCUUUAUUUCUUUCCUAAAUUGUCUGCUUUUCUUCCUUUUUAUUCUCUUCUUGUUGUUUCUUGUCGCCUUUCCCCAUUUCGGUGUUGAAUUUGUCGUUUCUUUCUCUGUCGCUUUCUUUCACUUCUUCCUCAUCCAUUUUUUUACAUGUUUCUUGGCUUUCUCUCUUUUCUUUUUCUAUCUCUUUUCCCUUUUCACUGUUCAGUCUAAUUCGAGCCUUCAGUUUUCUCGAUAA
Molecule: messenger RNA, 1644 nt
Organism: Acanthosepion pharaonis
Lineage: Eukaryota; Metazoa; Mollusca; Cephalopoda; Sepiida; Sepiidae
Source: the annotation of a GenBank genome assembly